AUGGACUUUUUGCUAAAUGUGGAUUUGUUACAGGACUCUGCUUCCAUGGUACUCGUAGGGGCACUUUGGGGUUGCACGAAUCCGCUGUUGCGAAAAGGUUCCGUCGAAGCGGCCAGAUACACUCGACGCAACGAGUCGUUUCUCCAGAGCUCGUUGCGAUCCUUACUCAACGUCAAAGUUUGGCUCCCUUAUAUACUGAAUCAGUCUGGUUCUCUUGUCUUUUACUUUCUGCUAGCCAAAUCCGAUCUGAGUCUGGCGGUGCCUAUUUGUAAUGCCUUGGCGCUCGUCUUUUCGUUUGUGACAAGCCUGGCAUUGGGAGAGAAAAUGCAAAAGCCCAUUCGGUCCUUUCUGGGAGCCACAUUGGUAGUGGUGGGAGUGACUAUUUGUGUUUCGACGCAAGAGGAACAAAGCUGA
Messenger RNA from Cylindrotheca closterium, 414 nucleotides. Lineage: Eukaryota; Bacillariophyta; Bacillariophyceae; Bacillariales; Bacillariaceae. The record is from the annotation of a GenBank genome assembly.